AAGCGGAUUCCAUUCCCUCCAUUGACAUCCGAUUCCAGUGUCUCCUCCCCAAUUCCGAUCCAGUCUCCUUACCCCUCCCGCUAUAUAAAUCCAAACAAACACUCUGACAAAGCAUUCAAUAUUUUACUACUUUUAUCACAUCGAGGCCAAUACAACGACUAUCCCCUCCCCUUCCCACCGAUUCAAAUGGCCCCCAGUAACAAAACAGAGAAUCAGAGCCGCAAAACCAUUAAUUAGCCCCGAAUUUCACACUUCAGAACUUCAAUUCCAGCUCUAGAUUCAUCAAUUUCAGAAUCAGAACUCAACAAUCGGUUAUGGCGAUGGAACGAACUUCUUCAAACAUUUCACGAGAAGAUGAUCAGCAGAACGGAAACGGAGAGAAGAGAAACACGGACGCGGCGGAGUUGGAAUCGGUUGAGAGGAUAUUCGAGAGCAAGAAGGUUCCGUCAUGGCAGAACCAGCUUACACUUCGGGCUUUCGUCGUGAGUUUUAUUUUGGGGAUUUUGUUCACUUUCAUCGUUAUGAAGCUUAAUCUUACCACCGGAAUCAUUCCUUCUCUCAACGUCUCCGCCGGACUGUUAGGGUUUUUCUUCGUGAAGACUUGGACGAAAUUCCUUGAUAAAUCUGGUUUGCUGAAGCAGCCUUUCACGAGGCAAGAGAAUACUGUGAUUCAGACGUGCGUCGUUGCUACCUCCGGCAUUGCUUUCUCCGGAGGAUUUGGUAGUUACUUGUUUGGCAUGAGUGAAAUUAUUGCCAAACAAUCACAUGAAGCAAACGCUGAACAAAACACCAAGAACCCUUCUCUUGUUUGGAUGAUUGCAUUUCUCUUCGUUGUUAGCUUCCUUGGCCUCUUUUCCGUUGUCCCUCUUCGCAAGAUAAUGAUUAUUGAUUUCAAACUGAUUUACCCAAGUGGAACAGCAACAGCUCACCUUAUCAACAGUUUCCACACUCCCCAGGGUGCCAAGCUGGCCAAGAAACAAGUGAGAGCUUUAGGUAAAUUCUUUUCCUUUAGUUUCUUAUGGGGCUUCUUUCAAUGGUUCUUCACGGGUGGAGAUGGAUGUGGAUUUUCAAGCUUCCCAACAUUUGGUCUUAAGGCCUAUGAAAAUAAGUUUUUUUUCGACUUUUCAGCAACUUACGUUGGUGUGGGCAUGAUUUGCCCUUAUUUGAUCAACGUAUCUUUACUAGUCGGAUCAAUCCUUUCAUGGGGUAUAAUGUGGCCACUCAUAAACGAAAAAAAAGGCGAUUGGUACCCUGCAGAUCUCAAGUCAAGCAGUCUACACGGCCUUCAAGGUUACCGGGUAUUCAUCGGUAUAGCUAUGAUCCUUGGAGAUGGGCUCUACAACUUUGUAAAAGUCCUCGGCCACACAUUAUACGGAUUAUACCACCAAUUCAAAGACCAUAGAUUCAACCCCAACACCCCUAUAACCGGCAACUCUCCCCCGGACCUCCCCUCCCUAUCAUACGACGACCAAAAACGCGCUCGCUUAUUCCUCAAAGACCAAAUCCCAGUAUGGAUCGCCAUCACCGGCUACCUCACCAUCGCCAUCGUCUCCGCCGCCACUCUCCCCCACAUCUUCCACCAACUCAAAUGGUACUACAUCGCCACAAUUUACAUUUUCGCCCCCGCAUUAGCCUUCUGCAAUGCCUACGGAUGCGGCCUCACCGAUUGGUCGUUAGCUUCAACCUACGGAAAGCUCGCGAUUUUCGUAAUCGGUGCAUGGGUCGGCGGCGAGAACGGUGGGGUUCUAGCGGGGUUAGCCGCUUGCGGUGUCAUGAUGAAUAUUGUCGCCACCGCGUCGGAUUUAACGCAGGAUUUCAAGACCGGGUACAUGACACUGGCGUCGCCCCGGUCCAUGUUUGUGUCCCAAGUGGUUGGGACCGCGAUGGGGUGUGUCAUUUCCCCGUGUGUCUUUUGGCUUUUCUACAAAGCGUUUGACGACCUCGGAAUCCCCGGUUCCGAGUACCCUGCGCCGUACGCGUUGGUUUACCGAAACAUGGCGAUCCUCGGAGUCGAAGGGUUUUCGGCGUUGCCCUCUCGGUGCCUUACGCUUUGUUAUAUCUUCUUUGCGUUUGCGAUUUUCGUGAACGGAAUCCGUGAUUCCGUCGGGAAUAAUUGGGCGAGGUUUAUUCCGAUUCCGAUGGCGAUGGCGAUUCCGUUCUAUAUCGGAGGGUAUUUCGCGAUUGAUAUGUGUGUUGGGAGUUUGAUUUUGUAUAUUUGGUCGAGGGUUAAUAAGGCGAAGGCGGAUGCGUUCGGGCCCGCGGUGGCUUCGGGGUUGAUUUGUGGCGAUGGGAUUUGGACACUCCCGAGUUCGAUUCUUGCUUUGGCGGGUAUUAAUCCUCCGAUUUGCAUGAAGUUUCUUUCGAGAUCAAGUAAUAUUAAAGUUGAUAGUUUUUUAAAUCCGUAGAUUGUUUUUACGAAUAUUUUAGGUUAUACAAUUGUAAAAAUGUUGUUUGGAAAAUGAUCGUGUGUCUUUUUUUUUUUUUUUUUAGCUUUAUAUAUGUUUGAAUUUGGAUUCGUGAGCUCGAUGUUAUUGAAUAUUGAAAUGUGUUCAGUAAUAAAAGUUUCAUUUUUAGUCG
Lactuca sativa (garden lettuce) is the source of this 2577-nucleotide messenger RNA. RefSeq names its product putative metal-nicotianamine transporter YSL7. The record is from RefSeq and is a predicted model, not a curated record. NCBI's taxonomy places the organism in Eukaryota, Viridiplantae, Streptophyta, Magnoliopsida, Asterales, Asteraceae. Gene Ontology annotation, cellular component: membrane. Gene Ontology annotation, molecular function: oligopeptide transmembrane transporter activity.